UCGUCAUCUCAUGCACUGUCUGAUUGAGGAUCCAACUCCGAGGCCUUAAAAUGCCUUUAUUUUAACAUUUAUGACCAAAUGAUAUCCUGAGUGAUUACAGAUGAGACGACAAUUCACUUUGUCCAGAACAUGGUUGUGGUUUGAGUAUUUAUACGUGCUCUUUCAGGUUACAUGUCUGAUUAAAUAUUCAAGCAGCCAAAGUCUUCACGAUUCAAGAGCAGUGCCUCGGCCGGUGCUUCCCGGUAGUAGCGACAUCACCUCUACCCCUGCUGGCUCUGUCGCGGAAGCAGACUCGAGUUGCUCUUCUUUUUCCAGUCCGUGGAAUCAUUUAGUGAGAAAACGGACCAUGGCAGAGGAAACUAAUGAAUGUUCUUCGCCACCUUCUACUGAAAAUGCAUUAGUACUGUAUAGUCCACCGAUUCUUGAGAGAUUUCAUCGGUCUGAAAGGACAUUUCAUCUAGCUAACAGGAAUUUCUCAAUCAAACAGAAUUGGGCAGAUUUUGGAGUAGCUGCUGUGGUCUGGGAUGCGGCAAUAGUUCUUUGUGAAUACUUGGAAGUUGAAACAAAACUGAAACGAUUGUCACUAGAAGGAAAGCGAGUAAUAGAGCUAGGAGCAGGGACAGGCCUAGUGGGCAUGGUUGCUUCACAUUUGAAAGGUCGCGUCACGAUAACAGAUAGAGCUUCCAUUUUCAAACCUCUCAGGAAAAAUAUUUUGCUCAACUUCCCAACAUCGUCAUCAUCAUCAUCACUACCAGCUUCAUCUUCGACUACUGAUUCCCCUGUAUCCUCAAGCUCAAAUACCAAUGCUCCAUCAAAAGUAAAUUCAUCUUUUAAACCACAAUCAUCUCCUCCAAAAGUGAAAGUUUUAGAAUGGGGUCAGGACCUGCAUCAGUUUUCUGCACCUUUUGACAUCAUUCUUGGAGCGGACAUUGUCUAUAUCAAAGAUACAUUUCGGGAAUUGCUUCAAACACUUUUGCAUCUUUCAAACGAGAACACCUUGAUCCUUCUUUCUUGCCGCAUCAGAUACAAGAGAGACAACAAUUUUUUGGAUAUGAUGAAGACAAAGUUUCAAGUUGAACACGUUUUUCAUGACAACGAAAGGGGGAUUGAAAUUUAUUCAGCUAGGAAACUUUGACAUAUGGUCUAAAUCACAAUUCGUCUUGGUGAAUUUUACCAGAACUGAUGAAAUAACAUUGUUUUAUGUAAAUCUGAUCUAUAGGAAGAAAAUAAAACAACAGAUAGUCAGAGAAGAGGGUCAUUUUGAAUUGGGCAAAGAUUAAAUUAUUUUAUUUUUGCAAGGUUAAGAUGAGUCAACUUUGUUGAACUGCCACUUAAAGAAAUCGUCAUAUGUCAUUAAUAUUUACUGCCACUUAAAAUCAUUUCGUCUAAUUUCUACUUUCUUACAUACUGAAAAGUGCAAUGUAUUUCACAUUACAGUUAUUUCUGCAGUCUUUAUUGAUAUAACUUACACAAGUAAGUGAAGAACUUUAACAUUUGAAAACCAUAUCUGAAUGUUUAGAAAGGAAAUAGACCUUCAGGACUCUACUCAAUCACUAAUGUAAACUCAGUAACAAAAUUUGACAGUGGAUUUUUCAAUCGAAGUUUGGUGCUAAUAUAUGUAAACUGAUAUUAAUUGCUAUGAAAAUCAAUAUUUGGGGUUAAUUUAGGCUCUCUUUCACACAAUUGCUGUCAUCUUCAGCCAAAUUUCCUGUUACAAAGCACUGGAUGUUCAUCCAUUCUUUGCAAUUUGCGGAAUAAAUGGUAUUUCAUUUCACUUUGCAUAUUACAUGGAAGAAUUAUCUUGUAUAUUGUACAAAUGAGGAAAAGCAGAAAAGAGAAAUGAAACUAUAAAGAAAAAAAAUGGUGAUAAACAGGUUUAAAGAAUGGGGUUAAUGAAUGGAUAAAAAGACAAAAGUAAUGAAGAUAGGAGAGAAAGGAUGAGAGAUGCUUCUCAAUAUUGAGGGAGUUCACGGAUAAGUAUAAAAUACGCUUGAGAGAUUCUUUAAAAAUUUGAAUGAAUCACAAAGCUAACAAAAACAAUACACAAACUGAAUUAAAAACAUGUUUUAUUACAAACAUCUUGGAUAUUACAAAAAGAAAGGUAUAAAUAUAUGUAUCAAAACUAUACUUCAAUCUUGUAUAAAAAAUAUACAUUGUCACAAUCUGAAUAUUAAAAAUUGGAUCAUAAAAAUGUCAGCCAAUGAACGCUACAUAAAUGUGAAAUUCCCAUCUAUGUUUUUGGUAAUACUGAACUGCUUGAAUGUGAAUAAAAAUACUGUUAGUUAUUUUUAAUAAAUAAUGAUUAUAAC
This is a messenger RNA of Lytechinus variegatus (green sea urchin), 2309 nucleotides long. RefSeq names its product protein N-lysine methyltransferase METTL21A-like. Gene Ontology annotation, biological process: peptidyl-lysine methylation. Gene Ontology annotation, cellular component: cytosol; cytoplasm. Lineage: Eukaryota; Metazoa; Echinodermata; Echinoidea; Temnopleuroida; Toxopneustidae. The coding region runs from base 101 to 1135 and encodes 344 amino acids. Gene Ontology annotation, molecular function: protein-lysine N-methyltransferase activity. The record is from RefSeq and is a predicted model, not a curated record. The transcript has 3 exons.